Messenger RNA from Protopterus annectens (West African lungfish), 2038 nucleotides. It is a transcript of the gene PLP2, whose product is annotated as proteolipid protein 2. The coding region runs from base 220 to 684 and encodes 154 amino acids. The transcript is spliced from 5 exons. Lineage: Eukaryota; Metazoa; Chordata; Ceratodontiformes; Protopteridae. Gene Ontology annotation, cellular component: membrane. The record is from RefSeq and is a predicted model, not a curated record.
UGUCCUAUUCUCCACCCUCUCCUUUUUCUCUCUCUCUCUCUCACUGUGCCCCUCCUUACAUUUCUUUCGCUACAGUGACUGUUCAGUACUUACUGAAGUCAGUCAUAACGCUGAGAAGGGGAAUUACAACUGAGUUUUCUGCUGUGGAUUGCUUUACAAUUGUCUGCCUUUUAAAGGUAUUCAGAUUUGGGCUACUAGUGCUACUUCUGUGAAGAAGCAAUGGCAGAUCAAGACCAGCAAAGCUCUCCAAGUGUUAUGGGUCGUAUCAGUGGUUUCCUGAGAACCAGAAAAGGGAUGGUCCUGGCUGGAGAAAUUAUUCUGAGCUUGAUUGUAUUUAUAUGUUAUGUUGCUUCACGUUCUGGUGGAUACUCUGUUGUGGCUAUUUGUGAAAUGAUCUUUGCAGGUAUAUACUUUGUGGUUUACUCAUUUGAAUUCGACAAGCAAUUCCGAGUUAUUCACUGGCCCUGGAGUGAUAUGAUUCGAGUGAUUAUCGGUUGCCUUCUGUACUUUAUUACCUCACUGAUUGUAAUUAUCAGGGGAUAUGAUGGUGCACUCAUUGCAGGAGGGGUCUUUGGGCUGAUUGCAGGGAUCUUGUUUGCAUACGAUGCAUACAUCAUCAUUCCAUCUUUAAAAAAGACGGCACACCACACUCCAGCACCUACAGAACCCACAGAAUAUGCUUAAGGGACCUCUCAAGUAUCUUCUGGAAGAAAAUGAAACCAGCCUGCGCAUAAAGCCAAAAAUAAAGUCAUGUGAAUGCCACCAAUGAGGGACUAGAACAUAUUUAAGUGCAUUACAUAAAUUGUGCUGAGUGUGGAGAAACAAGAUGCCAAGCUUUCUACUGUACUGCUCUCCUAUUCCAACACGUGUGCAACCUUUUAUUGGCUGAUUGCUCAUUUACUUCAAAAGGUUGUGUGCUCUAAAGGAAAGUUUGUAAUGUACAGGUCAAUCAAAUAACUCCUUAAUGUUAUGAUAUAAAGUAAUAUAAUGCAUCACAUACCCUAUUUAUAUUAUUUGGUAAUUACUUUACUUGUGAUGAUGGGGCUGAGGAGGCUGUUACUUGGCAGAAUCUCAGGGAAGAAGUACUUUCUGAAAACGUAGACUGUUCAGAGAACAUGGUUAUUCUAUUUCCUUAACACAUGUUGAAUUUGUUGUACAUUUUCCAGUUUAGUUUACUUCUGAGACUGAGAAGUCAGUCGCAUUUUUGUAUUACUGGAUUGAGUUAAAGGAAGUCAAUAUUUAACAAGUACUAGAAAGCUAUGUUUCUAAAAAAAGAUAUUUGCAUCCUCCUCUGGCUGUUUUGCAAAGCUGAUUUCUUUUCUUAUACUUUUAUACUGCCAAUGUGCCUUAUUUUACAGCAAUCUCUACAUACAGAUGUGUAUCUUCAAACUAUUUACUUUCUUUACAUCACUUUUUAAGCAUUAUGUUAAGUUAUGAAAUCCUAUUACAUGAUACAAGUGGUACAACCAGUGUUUUACCCAAGCCCAUCUAAUGGGGACAUAGAAUGUCUCUCUGGUGCUUAAGGUGGUUACUGCAUCACUGUUGUUGCCUUGGGCACAGUUCCCAGUCUGUCUCAGAAUGGUGCAUAUUCCCAGUUUACACAAAAAAAGUUAUGUUACUGUUUAUACAUUUACUGACCAAGCCAUAAGGAAGGGAGAUGGACUGGUGACUAUGGCCAACUUACCACACAGAAAUGGCCUUCUGUGGCACUAUUGGAGCCAGUGAAGGAGGCUUGGGCAGUUUUUGGGUUAACAUAUGUCAAACCUUUUUCUUUCUUUCUUUCUCUCUUAUUUUUUAUCAGACUAUCACUACUUUGUUAUAUUUAAUUUUUUUUUAUUUAAAUGUCAAAUGUGCAAAGAGAGUCUGCAUAUAUGGCAAAUAAAGAAAAAAAAGUUGAGAUAAACUAUUACUGUACACUUCAGAUUUAUAAAGUUUAGUAGUACGGUAUUCUCCUUAUGAUGAAAGUUUUCUAACAGUUUAUUUCAGACAGUGUUGAUGAAAUAGGUCUGCUAAUAAAAUAACUCCUUGUUAGAGGAAA